Meyerozyma guilliermondii ATCC 6260 is the source of this 3552-nucleotide messenger RNA. RefSeq lists its product as uncharacterized. Bases 1 to 3552 code for a protein of 1183 amino acids. Gene Ontology annotation, molecular function: protein binding. The record is from RefSeq and is a predicted model, not a curated record. Lineage: Eukaryota; Fungi; Ascomycota; Pichiomycetes; Serinales; Debaryomycetaceae. The transcript has a single exon. Gene Ontology annotation, cellular component: plasma membrane; endoplasmic reticulum; cytoplasm.
AUGUCUAACGUAGAGAGCAAUGGGGGCCUUAACCGCCAAUUCAAGCUCAUAUCUGUCAAUUUCAAAGAGGCAGCACUAGACUCGCCAACGUUCAGGGCAAGCACAAACCAUUUAGACAUUCAGGUGGGCAAUAUAGAAAAAUGGAUGAAAGCAUUGGUGAGUUCAGUGAAGAAAUUUCCACGAUAUGUGACGGAGUUUCAAGGGUUUGCCAACUCUUUUCUCGAGAGCUUUCUUCCCACGUUUCUCCAGGAUGGUUUAAUAGACCAGGAGUACACGAUUGAGUCGUUGCAGUCGACAGCAAGUGCUUUGGGAGAUGUAUGGAUACAUACUUUUGAGUCGUUGAACUUUGAAACAUCUUGGGUUCAGGAAUUAUCGUCGAAGAUCAGUCGACAGAUACAAAGAUACCGGGAAAUAAAGGUGAAUUUUGAUGCUGCACAAGAAAAAUUCGACAGUUACUUGAACAUCUAUGUUGCGCAAGCGAAGACUAGAGAACCCCAUAUGGUCAAAGAGGAUGCCUACAAUCUCUACGAAGCACGUAUAUCGUAUUUGCACGAGUCCUUGGAGCUUGUGUUGGCUUUAAAUGCUCUCAACAGAAUUUGUGAUGAGGUUCUUAUAUCGCUUUGUCUGAAGGUUUGGGACAAUAGAAUUGGACUGCUAGCUUCAGAGAAGGUACUUCCAAACUUCACCGAGAGCUACAAGCGAAUGAAAAGAAUACAAGCGUGGUCUGCUGCGUACGGUCAGGCCGACGAUAAACUCAAAGACGACAUGGUGAGAGCUCGUGAACAAGUGGAAGAAAGCACCAAAGAAGCGGCAUUUCCCUCGAGUAAUACUGAAGACUACAAUGUGGCUCAUAUCAAUGGCAGUGUUCUUGCGGACUGCGAUGAAACUGCGGUGGAGAAACAUGGGUAUCUUUUCAUGAAGACUACGGUAGGAAAGUCUACAAGACCUAUGUGGGUUCGAAGAUGGGUUUUCGUUAAAGAUGGAGUUAUGGGAAUGCUCUUGUUGAGUCCGUCGCAAACAUAUGUUCAGGAUUCCGAUAGGAUUGGAAUCAUGCUUGCCAAUAUCCAGUACACACCUAAUGAAGAGCGGCGGUUUUGCUUCCAGGUGAAAACAGCAGAUCUAACAAUUGUGUUUCAAGCGGAACGGCUCUCUGAACUCAAGUCGUGGUUAAAGGUGUUUGACAACGAAAGGGACCGGAUUAUGAGAGAAAACUGCGAUGACAACUCGCUCAUGAAAAUCGCAUCCAGUCGCUAUCCACCAAUCGUAGCGGAAUUUGCUUCAACAGUCAACACUAAAAUUGACAAAAGAUUGUCAAACUUGCGUAUAACCAACUCCGACCACCAAGCUGUUGCGUCCAGCAAACUUUCGUCCCACAUUUCCAGAAACGAAAAGUAUUUCAAAGAGCAUGUAUACGACCAUGUGGGAAAAAUACGUACUCCUUUCACCACCCACAACACAAACUCUGCUAUUGUUGCCUACUCGUUAGCAACGGCUACAAUUGUUCCUACUGCAUUGACGGCUAACAUUUGGGGAUCAGUAAACUGGGGACUUUAUUAUAUUAAAGGCGGCUUCCACGACGAUAUUGGAGAAACCGACCAAACUGACGACUCGCUAGGUAUACCGUCUCAUGCUCACAACACCGAAUCUGGAAUUCGGUACCCCACAUCGUAUCCGCAUCGUCUUGUACCUUUUGAUAUCCAAAUGAGAGCACUUAUGGAGUCUGCAAUUGAACCUGGGGAACUUUGCUUGUUCACAUACCGAAACAUAUGGAGCCCCAACACCUCUCGAGAUUUGGGCGGAAGGGUGUUCACCACAAGGUACCAUGUAUAUUGUUACGUGAACCAAUCUGGUUUUCUUUCUUUGUUUAAGGGAAACUUAAGCGGCGUUUAUUCCAUAGAGGUUUCUCAAAACGAGGACCACGACAUCUUGAGAAUGUAUACCGAGGACGGGCUGGUCAAGUUUCGGGUUUUCCUCGAUUCUGGUGUGGUUAUAAGGGACAAAUUAACGUUUCUCAUCAGUAAUCUUGCCAGUGAGACACCAGCCUCAUUUGAAGAGAUCAUAGAGAAACUAGACGAGAUCGAAGCCCGGCACAAAAACCAAGUUACGUCUCCUCUAUCAGGCCUCAAUGUUCAAAACUCAGAAGAACUUAACUCUACCGAGUUGAUAACAAAUUUCAAGGCGACAGAGUUCAAACUUGAUUUCACAGACAAGUACCAGCUUUUUUCACGCAAGACAUAUCCUUGUUCUCCAAAGACAUUGCUUCAUGCAAUUUUGGGAGAGAGGUCAACUUUCUUCAGUGCUUCUGCCUUGUAUCCCACGAUGGAUAAGUAUCUCAGAGCGCCGUGGUGCAAGCAUGAAGAUGGAACCCUCUCCCGUACAUUUAAUGCACCGGUUUUGGCAGAGUACAAAAAGGGAGAGUUACGGUUCGAACAAGCUAUAGAGGGCUCUUCAGAGGAUGAAUAUUACAACAUUUCUCAUUCAAAGGCAUACUUGAAGUUUGCAAUCGGCGCCAGGUUCAAAGUCACCACGAGGAUUGUUAUCGUGGGCGCUCCCAACUCCAGCAGCAAAGUCUACAUUUACGGCAGGGUUGACUCUGAGGGCAAGCAAAUCACAUCAAAGAUUAUCUCUUUCCUCAGUUACCGAUUUUUGCGGCUUGAAAGUAUCCGUCUUAAUCAAGUUUUAGCCAAAGUCCGUGAGGAAGUGGGCUCCAAGGGUCAAGCGUUGCGAGCAAUUCAGAUCUAUGGAAAGCUCAGAAUGACAGCUGAAAAUUCGGCAGUUACCGAAGAGGCUCCUACGCUAGAAUUCAAGUUUGGCGAAUUGGUGGACCUGCUGAUCAAAAGAACGAUCAACUUGUUUUUUGGAAUUAUCACGUUCAUUAUUGUCUACCUCAUCAAAGGUGUUAGAAAUUUGUUUAAGAGUUUGCGUAUGAACAUAUUUCUCACUUUCCUCUUGAUCUCGUCUGUUCUUCUCAAUGUUAUUCUCAUGGGCAGAUCCACGUUGUCGUACUGGACGGUGAGAAGAGCAGGAACCAUUGCCCACACGUAUAUUACCAAAGAACCCAUGAUGCUCCUGCGGGCCAUUUACAAUAAAGACAUUCAGGAUCUCGUUCAAAAGAAGGAAGUUCAGCUCAACAGCUCCUCUUCUCAUUGUUACGAGAUAUUCAAGAACUCGUCCUUCAUCUUGAAUGCGGACCAUCCCGGCAAAUGGGACGAUGAUUAUGCCGACGACCCCAGCAGGCAGGUUGCUCGAAGUCUAAGAAGUGCGUUUCAAGAUGUUGGAAUUCAACGUCAUGAGCUCCUUGUCAAGCUACAGCUUCUCAACCAGGUGGAAAAAGAUUUAGUCAUCUCAGAGUAUCGCAAUUGGAUUGCAAGUGAAGUUCGUCGUUGCCAAUAUGUGCAAGAAAACCUUGUUCACCAAGUUGCAACCAAAGAUGAAGAUUUAUCAUUCCUUGAGUUUAGCACCGGAAUGGAAAAGCUUCUUGAGCACUGCGCCGAAUGCUCAGACGAGAUGAGAACCUGGGGCGUGGACGAUACUCUCAAGGGCCUUCUUUAG